Molecule: messenger RNA, 1138 nt
Organism: Spea bombifrons (plains spadefoot toad)
Lineage: Eukaryota; Metazoa; Chordata; Amphibia; Anura; Pelobatidae
Product: proton channel OTOP2-like
Exons: 2
Coding region: 108-797 (229 amino acids)
Biological process (GO): proton transmembrane transport
Cellular component (GO): membrane
Molecular function (GO): proton channel activity
Source: RefSeq, a predicted model, not a curated record
UGUUCAUUGCUUCUGUAAUCGGUAUAGUCACUUGUAGGCUUCAGAGAGGCUCUUCAUUCGAUGAUAAUUCCAAAAGUGUAGUAAGAAGUCUGGACAUUACUCUACUGAUGGGGAGCUCCUGCGGACCAUUAAUGGUGUCUGUCUUCUCGCUGGUGGCCAUCUUCUUUCUGCACAUUGAAGGGAACCUCUAUAUCUUGGACCUUUGUUUCUCUCUUUCUAAAACCAUCCAGGUACUUGGCCAAAAUCUAUUCAUAACUGAGGCACUUUAUUCUGGACCUACCAAAAAUAAAAGUGGUACUUCAAGGGCCUGGAUCUACUCCAUAUCUCAAGAUCCAGCGAUGGAGAUCAUACAACAUGUUGUCAGCAAUAAAUCUUCAGUCGAAGGUAGUAGAAGGUCUUUCUCAGAGAAAGAAACCAGCGUAAGAAGCUCAAAAAUCUUGAUUGACUUGGAAAAAGAUGAGCCAAGAAACUUAAAAGCUGGAAGUAGCCUCAUAGACAUGUCCAGUAAAAGGGAAUGCUUAAAGAAAGGUGGCAAACAGAGCUGUUUUAGAACACGGAGAAAGAUUUUACAGAAUAUAUCAAUUCUUUUAAUCUGUUACAAUAUAUCGGUCUGGAUCCUAUAUGCCUAUGGGACCCGUCCGCAUUUGGUGAGCCAAAUCGAGCAGUCCUUCUACGGCUUCACGCUCUGGGUUAUCAUUGUUAAGAUCUCCCUCCCGUUGGGGAUCUUCUACCGAAUGCAUUCUGUUGCCAGCUUGUUUGAAGCAUAUUGUAACAUAUGUGAAGCAGCUGCUUGCUAACCGUCUCCCGACACCUUUGUGCUGAAACUCUGACAUUUGAGUUGCUGAAUGGCAUAGAAUGAAGCCCACGUACAGACUCAACAUCAUCUUCUAUAUGUGAUGACAGCUGUUGACAUCAAUGCAAGAAUAGCUCUGUGGGAAAAUAUAUUUAUGAUUUCAGUAAUUAGCACCUCUUUCUGUGUGUGUGAAAUAUGCAAUGAUUAGCAUUCUGUUUGUUGCUCCUUUGGAACUGCCUUUCAGUUUUUUGACUGUAAUUUUAACCACAGGGCAGUAGCAUCUAAACAGUUUUAUAUCUGAUAUGUUUGGUAAAACAUGCUCUUUUGAAAAGGUAGAUCUAAUUU